Molecule: messenger RNA, 2263 nt
Organism: Phlebotomus papatasi
Lineage: Eukaryota; Metazoa; Arthropoda; Insecta; Diptera; Psychodidae
Product: gamma-glutamyl hydrolase A-like
Exons: 6
Coding region: 997-2109 (370 amino acids)
Biological process (GO): tetrahydrofolylpolyglutamate metabolic process
Cellular component (GO): vacuole
Molecular function (GO): gamma-glutamyl-peptidase activity
Source: RefSeq, a predicted model, not a curated record
UUUUAUUUUACGAGAAAAUAUCGGUGAUAUUUUUUAAAUAUCGCGCCUCCUAUGACAUGCUAUAAAAAUAGUUCAAUCUGGCAACCCGAAUUUUAUUUUGAUUUUGUUUAUGGUGGCUCAGUAUGCACAGUUUUGGUUUAUCAAAGCAAAAUACUUUUAUUGAUAAGAAAUAACUGUAUAAUAAUUUACUAAUCAAGACUAAACGCAUUGAAAAUGAGUGGAGAAGAAGAGCAGAAACUUAGUUACGAACAAUUAAAGGCGGAAGUUGAAAGAAUGGAAAAACUACUGCCUCCUGGAUUGGGAUUGGACUCUAUUUCUAAAUCCAACGAUGCCCUGCUUACUGAAUAUGCUACAGCUUGGAUGAACAGUGGUGUGAAAACAAUGGACAAAGCCUCACUAAAUGAAGCCUUCUUGACUCGCCAGAGAGAACGGACGGAGAACACUCUGAUUGAGGAAAUGCUCACGAUUGACAUAGAAUCUCUGGAGAGGGAAUUGAAACAAGACAAGGAUGAUGUUGCAAUGCUGGAAAAAUUUUUGGAUGGAUUGGAAAAUAAAACACCUGAGCAGAUCAAGAAGGAACAUCUAUCACUAACCAAGCAAUUAAAUGAUUACAAAGAGAAAAUCAACAUAGGAGCACCAAACAUAAAUUUGAUCGAAUUGAUCCAAAAAUUGGAAUUACUUGAGACACACUCCAGAUCAAAUAAGAAAUAAAUUGUAAGAUGCAGUAUUUAUAGCUGUUCCAGCCCCCAUUGUUAGGAUCGUUCGACAAAGAUAAGGCUUUUUUUUUCAACAAUGAACAUCGCAAAUCAUAAUACAUACUUAUAAGAAGAAAUACACUCUCGCGCCUUUAUUAACUGAUAAGCGGAUGCGAAUAAAUACUUCUCCCGAGGCAAGAAUUGUCCAGUAGAUUAUCAACUUUGCCACUGAAUUGUUGUGUCUGUUGAAGCGUGUAAUUUCGUUAUCAAUUUUCUGCCUGUUCACGCUUCUGUAUAGGAGAUGAUACUUUUGUUUCUUACGACUUUACUGGGACUUUGCGUCUCUCCCAUAUUUGCCGCUGUUAGAGCUACCACGGAAAAUGAAAACCCAAUUAUCGGUAUUUUAUCCCAAGAGAUGUCAUAUUCAUUGGAAAAUCGCUAUCCCGGAAUGUACAAGAGCUUCAUUGCUGCAUCCUACGUUAAAUUUGUGGAAGGGGGAGGAGCACGUGUUGUGCCGAUAUGGAUUGACAAACCCAGAGAAUACUAUGAAGAUAUUAUGAUGAAAAUUAAUGGAGUACUCUUUCCUGGUGGUGCAACAUGGUUUAAUGUGACGAAUGGAUACUCUGAAGCUGCUGAACAUAUUUAUGCCAUUGCAACAGAAAUGAAUGAUCAUGGAGACUACUUUCCAUUGUGGGGCACAUGCUUAGGCUUCGAAUUACUGACUUACUUGUCUGCCAAUGGACGUGAGCAUCGUGCCCAUUGUAGCUCACAAAAACAACCCUUACCGCUGGACUUUAAGCAAAAUUAUCUGACGAGCCGGAUGUUUUCUAAGGCAUCAAAUCGUGUAUUGGAUAUUCUAGCUACUCAACCAGUUACACCAAAUUUCCAUCAAUUUUGCGUAACUGAACAGAACCUUACUGACUACGGCAUUGCUGAUGAAUGGCGUGUUAUGUCGGACAACAAAGACUGGGAUGGAUUUACAUUUAUCUCAACUCUUGAGCACACAAAGUAUCCAUUCUACGGUAUUCAGUUUCAUCCAGAGAAGAAUAUGUACGAAUGGAUUUACAAUAACAACAUCUCACACACUCCUGAAGCCAUCCUGGCAGCUCAAUAUUUUGCUCAGUUUUUCGUGGAUGAAACUCGACGAAGUUCACAUGCAUUUGCCAAUCAUUCUGACGAAAAUAACCACAUGAUCUACAACUUUGAGGCUACUUUCACCGGAAUGCUAGGCUCCAGCUACGAGCAGUGCUAUUUAUUUCACGAAGAUGUAGAUUACGUCACAGUCAAAGACGCUCCAGACAUUUCAGUAAAUCUUGUUAAAAGAAGUAUCAAACCCAGAAUCGGAAAGAUUCAAAAGAAACCUAGAAGGAAUUUCAUUCGCAACAAAGCUCACCGCAGAAACCAAAAGUUUUGAACUUUAUUCCCCGCAGGUCCACCGUUUAUUCUUUUUUUUUAUUAUUAAUUUCAAUUUUCUACUAAUAUCUUUAAAUAAGAUUCUGCAGUAAUUAUCAUUUUUUAUUGACUAAUCCUAUAUGCAAAAUAAAUAUAAAUUUCAACAUGUUAAUAAA